Molecule: messenger RNA, 1032 nt
Organism: Microthlaspi erraticum
Lineage: Eukaryota; Viridiplantae; Streptophyta; Magnoliopsida; Brassicales; Brassicaceae
Source: the annotation of a GenBank genome assembly
AUGGAAUCGAGGGUGGAAUCGCUGCCCCACGAUGUGGUGGAGGUCAUCAUGGAGAGACUUCCGGCGAAAUCUCUGAUGAGGUUCAAGGCUGUAUCGAAACAAUGGAGAACAACGAUCGAAUCACCAUCCUUCCCAGAGAGACAGUUGAAGCAUGGUCAGCAGCAAUCAGGAGAUGAUACAAAUAUUCUCAUGGUGUCAGAAGAUGCUGAAACGGGCAUACAAAGUCUAAGAACACUCGUGUUGGUUGAAGCCGGUUUUGUGGUCAACCCAACCACCAGAUGGUCUCGGCCUGUUCCUCUCUGCAAAGUUCAGCAACUGGCGAUCGACUUAGGAGAGAGUUACUCGGAGCUUGGACACUCCCCCAUCAAGUUUGGAUUCGGUAAAGACAGAUUCACGGGCGCUUACAAACUCGUUUGCCUGUACAACUCUUCAGAGAUAAGCCUUGAAAACGCUACUACGUGCGAAGUUUUCGACUUUAGUACCAACGCUUGGAGGUACGUCACUCCUGCUUCUCCUUACAGGAUUGUUGGUUGCCCCGACCCCGCGUUUGUAGAUGGGUCUCUUUACUGGUUCACCGAUUGCGCAGAAACCAAAGUUGUGUCUUUCGAUCUUCACACUGAAGCUUUUCAAGUCGUCGCUCAAGCUCCCUUUUACGAUGAUCCUGAUCCUGACGAGUUCGUCAUGUGCAACCUGGACAAUCGCUUGUGCAUGUCCCGAAUUUUUUGGGACAUACAAGUUGUAUGGUCGUUUAAUUCAGGCAACAAGACAUGGGACAAAAUGUGCGCCAUAGAUCUCGUGUCUACUUAUGCUUGUUUUAAGAUCCCAUCAUCAGCGGCUGCGCUCUCGCCACUAACACUUUUGGAGGUGAAGGAGAAGGAGAAGAAGAAGAAGUUGCUGUUUUUUGAUCGGGCGGAAACUCAAACACUGUUCGCACACGACCCUGAAACCGGAUCAGAAGAUAUUGUUUUCUCGACGGCUGAAUCCUCUCUCGGAUAUCCUGUUUAUUAUUUCCAGAGUUUAAUCUCUAUUUAA